AUGUCUAGUCCAAAGGUGAUGGCCUCUACAUUGAAGGCCAAAGGUUUCGGAGACCAUAAUAUACUUGGUGAAUUUGACGCCAAUUACUCCUUCCCGAGACAGCUGAUCCCGGAGACUAUGAAAGAUGAUAGCAAAAUACCACUGGUCGUUGUUGCAUGUGGCUCAUACUCACCCAUUACAUAUCUGCAUUUGAGAAUGUUUGAGAUGGCAAAGGAUCACCUGAAUGAACGUACUGACUAUGAGCUCAUCGCGGGAUACUACUCGCCUGUAUCCGAUGCGUACAUAAAGGAGGGAUUAGCGGAAGCAAGGCAUAGAGUAAAUAUGUGUCAAUUAGCAGUAGAUAGUACGUCCGACUGGCUGAUGGUGGAUUCUUGGGAGUCGAGACAGCCAAUGUACCAGAGAACUGCGUUUGUGCUAGAUCACUUUGAUCAUGAAUUGAACAAUGUUGGUGGCGGCAUCAAAACAAGCACAGGUCAAGUAAAGCAAAUCAAGAUCAUGUUGCUGGCUGGUGGUGAUUUGAUGGCAUCCUUUGGACAUCCUGGCGUCUGGACACCAGAAGAUCUUCAUCAUAUAGUGGGUAGAUAUGGCUGUGUGAUCAUUGAGAGAACUGGCACAGAUGUGUAUGGUUUUCUGCUUUCGCAUGAUAUUUUGUAUCAAUAUAGGAUGAAUGUCAUUAUUGUCAAACAAUUGAUUCAUAAUGAUAUCAGCUCAACAAAGAUCAGAUUGUUUGUCAAGCGAGGCAUGUCCAUCAAGUAUCUGCUACCCAAUCCUGUAAUAGAUUACAUUUUAGAUCACAGGUUGUAUUUGCCUCAGUCUGAUACCUGA
This is a messenger RNA of Mucor velutinosus, 825 nucleotides long. Its product is annotated as 60S ribosomal protein L27B. Gene Ontology annotation, biological process: NAD+ biosynthetic process. The transcript is spliced from 7 exons. The coding region runs from base 1 to 825 and encodes 274 amino acids. NCBI's taxonomy places the organism in Eukaryota, Fungi, Mucoromycota, Mucoromycetes, Mucorales, Mucoraceae. Gene Ontology annotation, molecular function: nicotinamide-nucleotide adenylyltransferase activity; nicotinate-nucleotide adenylyltransferase activity. The record is from RefSeq and is a predicted model, not a curated record.